AUGGAAAAAUUAAUGACAAAUAUUCCGGAUGAUAGUGACGGAUAUCAGUGCAAUAAUUUGUUAGUAGAGGAACAGAAUGAUCCUGUAACUGUUUAUUUUUAUUCAUUGAUUAAAAAAUUCAUCCGCUUAUUUUCCAAACCAUUUCCACAUCAGGCUCUUAUCAGUCGAAAUGCGCUGACAGGUAAUUGGAGCGAUUUUAAGCAAUCAUUUCCUACAACAUAUCGGCAGUGGCUCGAUUAUGAAUCUUGGUGGAUUGUAUUGGGAACGUUAAUUGUUAUCACCACUGUCUUAUUCUCUCUAUUGUAUAUAUUCUAUAGUAUGGUAAAAUGUUGUAUUGCACCAAGCAAAACGAAAACAACAGAUCGAAAACGUGAUUACUGUAAACGUCAUUUGCUCAAUAUCUUUAUUACCGUAUUCGUCCUCAUUGAUGUUUUUGCGGUAUCUUCAUUGCUUAUAAGCAGUCAAUAUGCGGAAUAUGGAGCGGAUGAACUACCUCGACGUCUCAGUCAUUGUAUUGAUGAUCUCUCAUAUUAUAAGAAGGAAACGGAUCAGAAAAUUCGAAAUACACUAAUUGAUGAUUUUCAAAAAUUAAAUGAAUCAUUAUCUGCUCUAAUUGCCUCAGGCGGUGAACCGAUUGUGCAACGUGUCAAAAAAAUUACUGGUGCACAUGCGAUGGAUUCGUUUCUUAAUAUUUCGAAUGAAGCUCAGGAUUUGUUGAAACUUGUGGUUGAUGAUGAAAAUCAUUUAAAGACUUUAAAUGGUGAAUUGCUUUUAUUGCGAAAUGAGCUAGCAAAGCUGUAUCGAACUUCAAUUAAUGAAAUAAACGAUUGCGUUCAUAAUGAUUUGCAAAUUAUUAAAAAGCGUUGCCAGGAAAUUGGAAAUGAUCUCUCUGAUAUCAAUAAUAUUACGCUUCAUCUUCGACAAGAUAUUCUUAAUAGUGAUACGAUGAAUGCGCUGAAAAUGUUGGCAGAAUCAAACAUUUCUGAAAUAUUUGUUGAAGCAAUAUCGGAUUUUAAAGAUAGCGAAAUUAAAUUAAACAAAAAAGUACAAGAAAAAGAACAAGCUAUACAAAUAAGCAUAAAAGAAAUUCAACAUGAUCUGUUACGUCUUGCUGAUACGUUAUCUACGCAGUUACGACAAAUUAAACCUGAAUUAUUACAUGAUAUAUUAAAACAAUAUAUGGGUGAUAAUUAUCAUAGCAUUGUGCAGUACACAUGGUAUGCUUCCCUAACUUUAUGUGCCAUAUUUUCAUUAAAAGCGCUUUAUUUCUUAUUUGCUUUAUGUUAUGGUUGUUUUGGACGACGACCAAAUGAUUAUCGAAGUGAUUGCUGUGUACGAUCCACUGGUAGCAAACUUUUCGUUUGUGGAAUUUGGUUAGCGAUAAUACUUUUACCACUGAUAGCUGCAUUAACAGCUUCAUUGCUAUUAAUUGGUGUUAAUGCUUAUUCACUUGGAUGUUGGCCAUUGGAUGAUCCAUUUGCAAGGCCAGAUAUGCUUUCGCUUAGUGAACGUAUGCUUGAUGCAUGGCGUAGUAAACAGAUAGAAGAAGACUUAUCACCACUAAUGAAUCAAUUAUCAUUAGCUAAUGUAAUACGAUCAUGUAUGCGUAACGAAACAUUAUAUAAUAUAUUUGCCAUGGAUAGCAAGUACCAUUUAUAUGAUUUACGACAAUAUGGUAAGGAAUUGUACGAUCAUUUAGAAUUAAACAUUCAAGAUGCUUUUUCGGAUAUCAGUUUAUCUAAAUCAAUUGCAACAUUUGCUUCACCCGAACAACUUACAAUGUUACAACAAAUUGUUAAUAUUACCAUUGAAUCGAAUAUUCCGCUAAUUCUCCUUCAGAUCAACGAUAAUGUAGAACAGCUCGAAAAAAUUCCUCGAUUGAUAAGUUUGAUUGAAGAUGAUUAUGCUGUUGAAAAUCUUCCACGAUCCGUUCAAAUAAUUGCUGAACAAUGGCGAAUACUUCAGAUAAAAAAUGUAAAUCCGGUAUUGUUAAAUCUUGCUAAUGCAUUAAAAAUGCUUACUGAAUUAAACGAUCGAUUAGAACGGAUCGCAUUACCAAAUGUAGCAUUAUCAGCUAAAUUACAACAUGCACAAGCAUUACUAUCAUCAAAUUUGAAUGAAUAUUUUCGAGCAGCUGCUGAUCAAUUGGUGCAAGAAAUGGAACAACAAAUUGGAAAAUAUAUCGAACAUGUUCGCAUACAGAUGUUAACGAAUGUAUCAAGCUGUAUUCCAUUAUUUAAUAUUGCUAAACGAACACGUAUUGCAUUAUGUCAAGCUUUUGUUGAUCCAUUUAAUGGCGUUUGGGCAUCAAUGGUUAUCAGUAUUCUAUGUACCAUACCGCUUAUUGUAAUGGGAUCUGCAGCAUCUACACUCUAUAAAAAGAAACAUCCUUAUCCGAAAUACAUUGUAAAUGAGCCAGCAAAUACAGAUGGACAAGGAGCAUCAGGUUCACUUGUUACCGAUUCCUAUGAUAUCAGAAAUAAACAGCACAAAUUGGUAUAUCCAAAUACCUAUGCGAUGUAUUUUGGUUAUCCACCACCCUAUUUGAGAACAAGAAAUUAA
Messenger RNA from Cercopithifilaria johnstoni, 2562 nucleotides. The record is from the annotation of a GenBank genome assembly. Lineage: Eukaryota; Metazoa; Nematoda; Chromadorea; Rhabditida; Onchocercidae.